AUGAGACCCCUGAGCACCCCUCUCGGCCCCGUGAACGGCCAGGGCUCCCCGGUUCGUCCACCGGCCCCCCAGGUGGCCCAAGAAGCCCAUCACCCUCAUCCGCAUCAAGAAGCUCCUUCUAACUAUCGCCAGCUCGUUUCUGAGCUGCUCAUGGGCGGCGGCCCUUUCUCGAUUCAGAAUCAUUCACUUGUGGAAUACCCGGCGGGCGGUGGUGAGCUCGGUAAUGAACUGGCGGGCACACGAAAGCGCACCCAGUCCAUCAUGAUGGAUGAUCUUGUGUUGAUGGGUUCGGAUGGAAAGUUGGCACCUAGCUCUCCCGAGAACGCCACUUAUGCUUACGAGGAGGAUGAGCUGGUUCGUGAAGAUGAAGAGGUUCACUUGGCGACCUUCACGCUGGACUUUUACUUCAUCGCACACGGUGCUCCUGUCCGCCUCUCAAUCAACAAACAUCUUCCCACACCAUCGUUAUCAUCGUCCGGCUGCAACAAAUUCAGCAUCCAAGAGCACUUGGAGAAUGCCUUAUAA
Messenger RNA from Puccinia triticina, 525 nucleotides. RefSeq lists its product as uncharacterized. The transcript is spliced from 4 exons. Bases 1 to 525 code for a protein of 174 amino acids. The record is from RefSeq and is a predicted model, not a curated record. NCBI's taxonomy places the organism in Eukaryota, Fungi, Basidiomycota, Pucciniomycetes, Pucciniales, Pucciniaceae.